UCGAUAAAGUUUGUGUUUUUAGAACCUGCACCUUAUCCUUCGACAGGUGUCGUUAAUAGUAAACUGUAUUGAGCGAUAAUCUGUAGCUGAUUUACUGGCGCUUGACGGAAAAAAAAAUUUAAAAAAAUAAAGGUAGCGGUAUUGGCGUGCGGUAAAGUUUAUACACAAUAUCAAGUCUAGCAGCUGUCCCAGCAAAAUGGCUGACAAGAGUGCAACUGUUGACAACUUACAUGUGAAAAAUGGCAACUUUAUUUGCGGUGUUGUCGAAGGAUUCUAUGGGAGGCCAUGGACAACAGAGCAACGAAAAGAUCUCUUCCAAAAGUUAAAAAAGUGGGGAAUGGAUUCAUACCUCUAUGCUCCAAAAGAUGACUACAAACACAGGGCAUACUGGCGCGAGUUGUAUACAGUGGAGGAAGCAGAACAUCUUACGAGUCUUAUAACUGCAGCAAAAGAAAAUGGAAUCACUUUUUAUUAUGCUCUUUCUCCUGGCCUGGACAUAACAUAUUCUAGUGCCAAAGAGGUAGCUGCUUUGAAGAGGAAACUUGAACAGGUCUCUCAGUUUGGUUGCUCUGCAUUUGCACUCUUGUUUGAUGAUAUAGAACCUGAAAUGUCAGAAGCUGAUAAAGAAGUUUUCCAGUCUUUCGCUCAUGCACAGGUGUCUGUCAGUAACGAGGUUUUCCAACACCUGGGGCAGCCACGCUUUAUGUUAUGUCCCACUCAGUACUGCGCAGCUAGAGCGACACCUAAUGUGCAAAAUUCAGAAUAUCUUAAUACUCUUGGAGCAAAACUGGCGCCUGAGAUUGAUAUUAUGUGGACAGGUUCAAAAGUCAUUUCACGUCUGCUUACAGUGGAAUCAAUUGAAGAAAUAACGGAUGUUCUUCGAAGGCCACCUGUUAUUUGGGACAACUUGCACGCCAAUGACUAUGACCAGAAACGUGUUUUCUUAGGACCAUAUUCUGGUCGAUCUCCUGAUCUUAUACCAAAGUUGCGUGGGGUUCUGACAAAUCCUAAUUGUGAAUAUGGUGCAAAUUUUGUGGCAAUACAUACCUUGGCUCAGUGGAGUCGCUGCAGUGUUGAUGGAAAACGUGAUUCAUCCCUCAAUGAUUCUGUGAGUGCAGACAUCAAAUUGGAAACUGAAACUGAGGAUGGAGGUGUGGGAGAGGAUGUUCCAUCUAAUCUGAGUCCCAAUACAUAUCACCCACGACGGGCACUGCGCAAUGCCAUUUCAGAAUGGUUACAUGAAUUCCACCGCCCACGACCAGCAUGGGGCCCUAUUGCAAAACCACAAGUUGUUGCUCCUGUGACCAUUCCUGUGCCUAUAGUGCCAUCUGUCAAUACCUGUAUGAGUCUAACAACAACAACAACUAGUUGCUCAGCUGGCUGUGGACCCACAUUACCUACUGUAAAUGCAAACCAACUUCAGGCACUAGCUGAUGUGUGCAGCACGGUGCCAAAUACCAAUGAAAGUAUGAUGCAGCCACUUCCUGGAGCAGUGAUGAACUCUCUUGUAUCGGAAACAAAAGUUGUGGUUGGUGAUUCGGCUGAGCCAAUGGAGUGUAAUCCUCCUCCUCCACCACCACCACCACCGCCUCCUGCUCCGUCAUCUGGAGAUCAUUCUUUAUCUGCUGAGACUAAUGAGACUCUCAGUGAGAGUAGUGAUCACCAGUUAACUGAGGAUGACCUUGCAUUACUAUGUGAUUUGUUCUACUUGCCAUUUGAACAUGGAGGACAGGGUCUUCAACUUUUGCAAGAGUUCAAUUGGCUUAAAAGCAAUGCCCAUGUUGUUACACUUCAGAAUCGCAACAAGGCUGAUGCAGAGCAUGGUAACAAACCAGAGGUACAAGAGUGGUUAGAAAGGGCAGCAAAACUUGAUGAAAUGAGUAAGGCUGUGAAUACCUUAUUUCGAAGACUCACCUACUGUGCAAAUAGGGAACUGUUGUAUGAUUUAUAUCCAUAUGUUUGGGAUAUGCGUGGUGUUAUAUCAUUGCUGAACUCUUACAUCAAAUGGUUAGCUAGCGGCCGCUUCCCGCAGAUGGUAGCCAGCUUCACCCUCGGCAGCUACACAUGGUUUUCAAAAGGAUGGAAGGAGACAUUUAUGAGUGGUGAACAAGAACCGUGGGUGUUCAGGGGUGGUCUGACAGCUGACCUUCAGCGAUUAAUACCUGUGGAUUCUGGAAAUGAUCUGUUCAUGUACAAAGCUCCUGAUGUACCAAGUAGUCAGAUUUUUACCAUAAGGCCAUACUUACCAUCAGAUGAAAGUCUGGUAUAUGCAGUGUGCCGCCAAACAUGUGCAGAUGGACGGGAUGGAACUGACCGUUUUCUAGAUUUGCCAGAUAUUAUUGGAGACAAGUUGGUUGGAGGGUUCUUGGCACUUAGUACAGAGUUCUGCUUUGUUGUUGAGGAUGAGAAUGGACUUGUUGGGUAUGCGUUGGCAGCACUUGAUGCACGGCAGUAUCACAAGAAGUUGGAACUAGCCUGGUUGCCAGAAAUGUGUGCCAAAUAUCCUCGGUCCAACAAUCUCUCAGGAACACUUUCACCUUCUGAGGAGGUAAUAGAAUGGUUCCAUACAUACAAAGCAGAUGUCCCUGAUGUUAUCCAUAGUCACCAUCCAUCUGUUAUGUGUUGUGCGCUGCUUCCAAAUGUCCUGGAUCAGAGUGUAUCCAAGAGACUAGUAACCUGCUUAUUGGCAGCUCUGCGAGCAAAUGGUUCGUUUGGUGUCUAUGUUCCCAUUAAUUCAAAGGACACUUAUAUGUUGGAGUUUUAUGGUAAGUUAGGUUUUCUGGAAUUGCAUCCUGGACUGAAUCCUGAGAUAACGUAUCUUGGCCGUGUCUUCUGAGUGAAUGAGAUUCAUGACCCUGGACAGCUCUUUUAUUAAUAGAGCAUGGAAUUUGUGCCUGAGGUAAUGGCUAAUGGGUCACUGUUAUAACAGCAGAUCUCUCCUUUCAUGUGUAAAUGUAGAGCUGCUAAUUGACAGUGGAUGUGAUUCACUACUGUUGAUAGUGGUUAUAACAAAGAAUGAGGGUGUCAUUUCUACAGCAGCUGAUAUGAACUUUUAAUGUCAUGGCUGCAUAAAAUGUCACUAUGUCGACAGCAUCUAUUAGACAGUUUGCGGAAAAUAAUUAAGAACUCUUCAUCUAACAGCCACAUGUAUCACAUGUAGUUGUUACUGAUGUGUUAGUAAUUGUGUGUGUGUUUGUGUGUGUGUGUGUGUGUGUGUGUGUGUGUGUGUGUGUGUGUGCGUGUGUGUGUGUGUGUGUGAGAGAGAGAGAGAGAGAGAGAGAGAGAGAGAGCGAGCGAGUGUUGUGCUCAUGUACACAAAUGUUCAUGAGACCAUGUAUUUAAAGGAUAUUCGUAAAUAGUUUAUUUCCUCACAUGCAGAGAGAAGAAAUGGAAAUAUUGCAGUCAGUCUUAAAAACCUCCUUUCUGUUAGAUUGUUGAAAGAGAGAUGAGUGUGCAGUUUCAUUUAGCAUCAGUAUUAAAUAAAAUCUUUUUUUGGAAUUGGAAUGUUCCAGUAAUGCACAGUUUAGUGUAACGUACUUUGUAUUUGUUGCUGGCUGGUGUCCAUGAACUUAUAUGAAACAAAUGGAUAACAGUGAUUACUGGCUUAAUCUCAUAUUUGGACAGUGGUACUUCACAGCACAUCUUGUGGUGCCAAUUUGUAUGAUGUUACUUCUUUUUAUGUCAUGUGUUGUUCUUUUGUCUAGUCAUUGACUUCUCCUGCACUCAUUAUAGGAUGCACUGUAUGCUGUGAAACACAUUGUGAUAUCAUAUAUUUCUAUUUCUUGAUAUGCAAAAUGAGCAGAAAUAAUAUAGAAAAUUUUCAGUGAAAUUUCUGUAUUCCAGCUAGUUAUUUUCAGAACAUCAUGGACACACAUUUAAGCCACAUGCAGGCUGACUGUCUUGAGAAUAAGUGGGUGGCGAACAUGUAAAAUAAUAGCCUCAUAAGUGGUGAAUGUACAACUUCCAGGAUGAUCUACAUCCCAGAAAAAAUUGAAGAUAUACAAUGUGUAAAAUAUUUACUGUAGUAAAUAUUUACUGUAGCAAUUUCGUUAAGAAGUGGUAUGUGAACAUUUAUGAACAUGGAGAAUAGUUUAGCUGAUAAUUAUCUUGUAAUCAGCAGUCAGAGAUUCAGUGGAGAAUUUUGUGAUGAAAUUUCCUCUUUGUUGUAGUGAAGGAAGUUACAUAACAUUAUGCAUAUAAAUGCUAUCCUUUUCUGAUCUCUGCCUGCUGUGUGCUCUUUGAUUUUUUGUGUGGACAUUUGUACGUGUAUCAUGUAUUGAUGUCUGACAUCUCAACAAAAUGUACAGUAAGAUAACUGUUGUAAAUUUGUAUUAACUAAUACACUGCCAUUGAUGA
This is a messenger RNA of Schistocerca serialis cubense, 4356 nucleotides long. RefSeq names its product protein O-GlcNAcase (gene Oga). The record is from RefSeq and is a predicted model, not a curated record. Gene Ontology annotation, biological process: glycoprotein metabolic process. Bases 197 to 2836 code for a protein of 879 amino acids. The transcript is spliced from 16 exons. Lineage: Eukaryota; Metazoa; Arthropoda; Insecta; Orthoptera; Acrididae. Gene Ontology annotation, molecular function: beta-N-acetylglucosaminidase activity.